ACACAGAGGAACACAUUGGCUCCAAGGCACUUCCUCUGAUUUAGGAAGGCAAGGCCCUGGAUAAGAAUGACAAGACGAUCAUUCCAAAAGGACGAAUCCUGAUGGUUCUCUCUGGGACCUGCAGGAGAAGAGCUCGUCACUCAGGAACCACAGAAGUUUUAAGUCAUGGAGACUAAUGAUGACCCUGAGGAAGAUCACCUCGCAAGUUAUGAUAUUCAGCUCAGUAUUCAAGAAUCCAUUGAGGCCAGCAAGACUGUAUUUUAUCCUGAAAGAUUUGUACCACUGAGCGAUCAAAACAGAAAGCUUGUGGAGGCCAUAAAGCAAGGUCACAUUCUUGAGCUCCAGGAGUAUGUGAAAUAUAAAUAUGCAUUGGAUGAAGCUGAUGAAAAAGGAUGGUUUCCAUUGCAUGAAGCUGUUGUUCAACCCAUUCAGCAAAUACUUGAAGUGGUCCUGGAUGCAUCCUAUCAGACGCUCUGGGAGUUCAAGACCUCUGAUGGAGAAACACCCUUGACCUUGGCAGUCAAAGCUGGUCUGGUGGAAAAUGUAAGAACUUUACUAGAGAAAGGAGUGUGGCCAAACACCAAAAAUGACAACGGAGAGACACCCCUUCUAAUUGCUGUAAAAAAGGGCUCCUAUGACAUGGUGUCUGCUCUGCUUGAACACAACACCAGCCUGGACCAGCCCUGUGUCAAGCGAUGGUCGGCAAUGCACGAAGCAGCCAAGCAGGGCCGCAAGGACAUCGUAGCUCUGCUGCUAACCCAUGGAGGCAGUGUCCACCUGAGAGACGGAUUUGGAGUCACACCAUUAGGUGUUGCCGCCGAGUAUGGUCACUGUGAUGUGCUGGAACACCUCAUCCACAAAGGAGGUGACGUGCUUGCUUUGGCGGAUGACGGGGCAUCCGUGUUGUUUGAGGCAGCAGGAGGGGGCAACCCCGACUGCAUCUCCCUCCUGCUGGAAUAUGGAGGAAGUGGAAAUGUACCUAACAGAGCAGGGCAUCUUCCUAUACACCGAGCUGCCUACGAGGGACAUUAUCUUGCACUGAAAUAUCUUAUUCCAGUAACAUCCAAAAAUGCAAUCCAGAAAAGUGGGAUGACACCAAUUCACUCCGCAGCAGAUGGACAAAGUGUACAGUGCCUAGAACUGCUUAUUGAAAAUGGUUUUGAUGUCAAUGCCCUGCUUGCGGACCACAUUUCCGAGAGCUACGACGAUGAACGGAAGACUGCGCUAUAUUUUGCUGUUUCUAAUAAUGACAUCCACUGCACAGAACUCCUUCUGGCUGCAGGUGCAGACCCGAACCUCGAUCCCCUCAACUGUCUACUUGUGGCAGUGAGGGCCAAUAAUCAUGAAAUUGUCCGGCUGCUUCUCUCCCACGGAGCUAACGUCAACUGUUAUUUUAUGCAUGUGAACGACACUCGCUUCCCCAGUGCCAUUCAGUAUGCCCUAAAUGACGAGGUGAUGCUGAGGCUGUUGCUGAAUAAUGGCUAUCAGGUGGAGAUGUGCUUUGAAUGCAUGCACGGGGACAUCUUUGGAAAUUCGUUUGUGUGGUCGGACAUAGAGGAAGAGGUACUGCCGGGAUGGACAUCUUGUGUCAUAAAAGAUAACCCGUUCUGUGAGUUUAUUACAGUUCCGUGGAUGAAACACUUGGUAGGCAGCGUUAUUCGUGUAUUAAUAGAUUACAUGGAUUAUAUCCCUCUGUGUGCUAAGCUGAAAUCGGCACUAGAAGUACAGAGAGAAUGGCCAGAAAUCCGUCAAAUACUAGCCAGCCCUCCCUUUGUCUGAAGUCUCUUUUUAUGCUGUGUUCUCCUGGACAUUUUGGACAUUUCAUCCAUGUCCGUGGUUUCAGUGACUGUCUACAUGCUGUUGACUGUAAAACUUAUACCCGAAGUCCAGCUCUUUCUCCUAUGCGCUUGAGCCGUAAGUAGACAAUUGGCCUAAAGGACAUUUGAAUACAAAGAUACCUCAAAUUCAGCAGGUCCUGAAAUGAACUCACUGUCUUCCUCCACUAAAGGUCUCCUUCUCUUACAUUCUCUAGCUCAGUAGUUAACCUGGUUAUCAAUAGUUAACCCAAUUAUCAAGUCAAAAGCCUGGACAUCAGCCUUGCCUAUCGGUUUUCCUUACUCAACAGAACAAAUCACCAGACCCUGGUCAGUUUACUUCAUGAAGUCAUCUUCUUUGCCUCAGGUUCACUGAGUCAGCCCCAUACCGGCUGUUACCAGCUUUCUUCCUGGGGGACUGCAGUGCUGCCUACCUGGUCUUCCUCCCGGCUGUCUUGCCCCACCCCACGCACAUUCUACACCACAUCCUGGAGUGAUCUUUCACAGAUGUAAGCAAGUUUCAGUCCCCUGCUUAAAACCAUUCCCACUGCUCUUAGGAUAAAGUCCAAAGGUCUUCCAUGGCCCUUCGUGAUCUAACUCUGUGACUUUCUCCUUAGACUUCUCUCUUAAUGUCUCCCUUACCAUAUUAAACACCUUUUGUAAGUUUACUCUUUGAACAGUGAUUUUCGAUUUUAUACAUCGGUACUUUUUGUUUUACUAAUUUUAAAAAUUGGGACAUCUAUUACAUCUACUUUUGCCUCUGUCAUUUCACAAAAGAGGGGCCAUUUUAAUGCCACAAAAUGGGGCUGCCUUAAACUCGAUUAUAAAAAUUGAGUGACUUGAGCUUUGGAAAGACUUAGUAAACUGUCUUUAUUUUCCCACUGCUGGGUGAAAAUCUCGUUCUGGCCCAACAAGUCUCUGAAGCCUUUUGUUUGGGAAGCACUGUUGUAGAAGAGACCAGGCUCUCUUACACCUCAGGGUCUUUGCAUUUCCUUCUUCUUCUGCGUGGAAUCCUCUUUCCGCCUCCCUUUUCCCUUCUCCACCCUUUAUCCUACAGGUUUCAGCUUAGAUGUUCCUUCCUCUAGGAUGGGAGGCCCCAGUACUUCUCAUGCUGUAUCAUAGGUGCUUGUGUUCCCAUCCAUCUGCCCCACUAGACUGUAAGCUCUCUGAGGGCAGGGCCUAUGUCUGACUUAUUUUGCAGUGUUUUUUAAGGCCAAGCACAUUCCCUAGAGCACAGAGAGAGUUCCAAAAUUAUUAAUUGAAUAUAUUGAAUGAGUGAAUGUUAUAUAAGUCCCAGACAAAAGUAAUCAGUCACCUCAUGGUAAAAUGAUAGUUUUGAAUCACUGAAUUGAUACGUAGCCUGAAUAAUGUAAUGACUUAGAUUCACUUUUCUUAGAUUUUUUUUAUAGUUAUUUUAUCUUAAGAGUUAUUGUAUUCUUUCAACAGUAAUAC
Molecule: messenger RNA, 3266 nt
Organism: Camelus dromedarius (Arabian camel)
Lineage: Eukaryota; Metazoa; Chordata; Mammalia; Artiodactyla; Camelidae
Gene: ASB15
Product: ankyrin repeat and SOCS box containing 15
Exons: 11
Coding region: 166-1779 (537 amino acids)
Biological process (GO): protein localization to T-tubule; intracellular signal transduction; regulation of cardiac muscle contraction
Cellular component (GO): T-tubule; nucleus; cytoplasm
Molecular function (GO): protein binding
Source: RefSeq, a predicted model, not a curated record